This is a messenger RNA of Vigna umbellata (rice bean), 1405 nucleotides long. It is a transcript of the gene AMY2, whose product is annotated as alpha-amylase-like 2. Gene Ontology annotation, molecular function: calcium ion binding; alpha-amylase activity. Gene Ontology annotation, biological process: carbohydrate metabolic process. The record is from RefSeq and is a predicted model, not a curated record. NCBI's taxonomy places the organism in Eukaryota, Viridiplantae, Streptophyta, Magnoliopsida, Fabales, Fabaceae.
UUCUUCUUCUCAUUUCUAUUUUCUUUCUCAAUAAUCGAUUCUUCCUUACUCUUCCUGCAGAUAUCUUCCUUCUUUGUCAAUUCCUUGAUCCAACAAUCUUAACAUGGGCUACUUGAAGGAACAAACCAAUCAACAAACUGAUCUGGCUGCAGUUUUACGUGAUGGAAAAGAAAUACUUCUUCAGGGAUUCAACUGGGAGUCUCACAGAUAUAAUUGGUGGAAUAAUUUAGAAACUAAAGUUCCUGACAUGGCUAAAUCUGGAUUUACAUCAGUUUGGUUGCCACCACCCUAUCAUUCAUUUUCACCUGAAGGUUACACUCCACAGAAUCUUUAUUCUCUCAAUACUAAAUAUGGUUCUGAACGUCAGUUAAGAGCUUUGCUUCAGAAGAUGAAACAACACCGAGUGAGAGCAAUGGCUGACAUAGUUAUCAAUCAUCGUACUGGCACCACUCAAGGACAUGGAGGAAUGUAUAAUCGUUUUGAUGGAAUUCCUUUAGGAUGGGAUGAACGUGCAGUGACAUCAUGCACCGGAGGACUGGGAAAUCGAAGCACUGGAGCUGUUUUCCAAGGAUUUCCUAACAUUGACCAUACUCAGGAUUUUGUGAGAAAAGAUAUCAUUAACUGGCUUCGCUGGUUGCGUCAUGACGUGGGUUUUCAAGAUUUUCGAUUUGAUUUUGCAAAGGGGUUUUCAGCAAAAUAUGUGAGGGAAUACGUCGAUGGAGCAAAACCUUUGUUUUCUGUGGGAGAGUAUUGGGAUACUUGUAACUAUAAGGGUUCUUCUUUAGACUAUAAUCAAGAUAGUCACAGACAGCGUAUAGUCAAUUGGAUAGAUAGUACAGGACAACUUUCAACUGCAUUUGAUUUUACAACCAAAGGAAUUCUUCAGGAAGCUGUGAGAGGAGAGUUUUGGCGGUUACGUGAUGCUCAAGGAAAGCCACCUGGUGUGAUGGGGUGGUGGCCAUCAAGAUCUGUCACAUUUAUUGAUAAUCAUGACACAGGUUCAACACAGGGUCAUUGGCCAUUCCCGAAAGACCAUAUUAUGGAGGGAUACGCAUAUAUAUUGACUCAUCCUGGAAUACCAACAGUUUUUUACGAUCACUUUUAUGACUGGGGCAACUCAAUUCGGGACCAGAUUGUGAAAUUGAUUGACAUUCGAAAGCGUCAUGGUAUUCAAAGUAGAUCACCUGUGAGGAUUGUGGAGGCCAAACACGAUGUCUACUCUGCAAUCAUCGGCGAAAAAUUAUGCAUGAAAAUUGGAUAUGGUUCAUGGUGUCCCUCUGGGAGGGAAUGGACACUAUCAACUUCUGGCCACAAUUACGCAGUGUGGCAUAAAUAGGAAAUUAAGUGCUUCUAGUCUUCCUAAAUGGAAGCUUUACUCCUUCAAAUUAUGAUUAAUAGCCUUUUC